AACAAUGGUUUCCCUAAAUUCUAAAGAGCUUCAUUUCCUUUUGGUACCUUGGUUGGCUCAAAGCCAUAUUAUACCAUUAACAGACUUUGCAAAAUUACUAGCCCUUCAUGGAGUGACUGUCUCAAUUAUCACAACACCUAUCAAUGCCCAAAGGUACAAAUCAAUACUCACUCAUGCUUUAAAAUCCAAUUUAAAAGUCCAACUAAUUCCUCUUUAUUUCCCAAGCCAAGAAUUUGGAUUGCCUCAAGGAUGUGAAAACACAGAUACACUCAAUUCACUAGAGUUGUUUAAAGAUUUCUUUUUGGCAAGUGAAAUGAUGCAAGAACCACUAGAGAAAUUAAUUCAAAAUUUGAAACCAAAGCCAAGUUGUAUCAUUUCCUCUAGUCCUCUCACUUGGACUCAACAAGUUGCCAGUAAGUUCAAGAUUCCAAGGUAUAUAUUCCAAACAGUUUCUUGUUUCAAUCUCUAUUGUUCCCACAUACUAAAUCAGACAAAAAUUCAAGAAACCCUUGUGUUGGAUUCUGAUUCAUUCUUGAUACCUAAUGUGCCACACAAAAUUGAGUUGACAAAAGCUCAAUUGCCUUAUGAUUCAAGAAAGCAAUCUUCUCAAGAUGUACAAAUUAUUAUAGACAAAAUUAAACAGUCUCAAGAUUUAGCAAAAGGUACUUUGAUCCAUACUUUUGAGGAGUUGGAGCCUUGGUAUAUUGAUGCAUACAAGAAAGUUGUGAACAAAGUAUUUUGUGUUGGUCCAGUAUCAUUGUGUAACAAAGAAAUGGAUGAGAUGGUUGAUAGAGGCAACAAGGCCUCAAUUGAUGAGCAUAAUAAUUGCUUGAAUUGGCUUGAUUCUAUGAAGUCAAAAUCAGUCAUUUAUGCUUGUUUUGGUAGCCUUUGUAACAUUUCAUUUUUGCAAAUGAAGGAAAUUGGAUUAGGCUUGGAGUCAUCAAAUGUGCCAUUCAUUUGGAUAAUAAGAGGGUUAAAUUUCACGUCACAAGUCGAAAAAUGGCUAGGGGAUGAAAAUUUCGAAGAGAGGGUUAAAGGAAGAGGGAUGAUUAUUAGAGAUUGGGCUCCACAAGUUCUGAUAUUAUCGCAUCCGUCUGUCGGAGGAUUCCUGACUCAUUGCGGAUGGAAUUUGGCUCUAGAAGGAAUUUCCUGUGGUGUACCGAUGAUUACUUUUCCUAUGUUCGCUGAGCAAUUUUACAACGAGAAAUUCAUCGUGAAUGUUCUAAGGAUUGGGGUUCGAGUUGGUGUUGAAGUGAGUAUGGACUCAUGGGAUGAAGAGAAGAACGGAGUGUUAGUUAACAAAGAUCAAGUCAAAAAAGCAAUAGACCAACUAAUGGAUAAAGGAUUAGAGGGUGAAGAAAGAACAAAAAGAGCAAAGGAGCUAGCACACAUGUCAAAGAAGGCAAUACAAGAAGAGGGUUCUUCAUAUUUGAAUAUCAAAAUAUUCAUUGAAGAUGUAUUGCAUGUACUCAAAAAUAAAGAAGAAGGAAGCUAAUGAUGCACAUAGGACCACCUGAAGUUUACUAGCCAACCCUAAAUCUUUUACAAGUUUCUUUACUUCUAUUGUUCUAGUGGCAUUGUUCCGUAACAUUUGAUUUAUGAUCCAUUACAAAUUUAUUUUAAUAUC
Lycium ferocissimum is the source of this 1627-nucleotide messenger RNA. RefSeq names its product UDP-glycosyltransferase 73C4-like. The transcript has a single exon. Lineage: Eukaryota; Viridiplantae; Streptophyta; Magnoliopsida; Solanales; Solanaceae. Gene Ontology annotation, molecular function: UDP-glycosyltransferase activity. The coding region runs from base 5 to 1495 and encodes 496 amino acids. The record is from RefSeq and is a predicted model, not a curated record.